Molecule: messenger RNA, 1215 nt
Organism: Quercus lobata
Lineage: Eukaryota; Viridiplantae; Streptophyta; Magnoliopsida; Fagales; Fagaceae
Exons: 1
Coding region: 1-1215 (404 amino acids)
Source: RefSeq, a predicted model, not a curated record
AUGGAUAAAAGUUGGAUGACAAUGGGUAAGACACCCGAUGGCAGAUUAAGUCAUCCAUAUAUUGAAGGGGUGAAUGCAUUUAUUAAUUUUGCAAGAGCAGUUGUGGACUUGAGUGGUAAUAUUCCGCGUCCGUGUAUUCACUGUGUGAAUUGUUAUCGACAAUCUACUCAAAUUGUGCGUAUCCAUUUGCUUCAUCGUGGAAUUAUGCAAUCUUACAUUAAUUGGUAUAAUCAUGGAGAACCUCGUGUAUUGAACGAGAACAUUCAUGAUAGUGAAAUGUCGGAUGGUGAUCAUAUAGAUGGUAUCGAUGCCUUGGUAGAUGACCGAAUUAGAGGGGAACCAAGAAAUGCAACCGAAGCUGAGAAGGUGUGUCAUUUUGACAAACUUGAGGAAGAUGCAAAACGUGAGUUGUAUCCGGGUUGCGCUGAUUAUAGUAUCUUGAAGUUUGUUAUUGAGAUGUUGAAUGUAAAGGUAAUGACCAACUUGAGUAAUAAGAGACUUGAUAUGAUGCUAGAAUUGCUGACAAAGGUUUUACCGAAAGGUAACUUGGUUCCAAGGUCAACUUAUGAAGCAAAAAAGAUAUUACGUGACUUGGGCAUGUCAUACGAGCAUAUAGAUGCAUGCAAAAAUGAUUGUGCAUUAUUUUGGAAGGAAAAUGAAAAUCUUGAUAAAUGUCCGGUGUGUGAGGUGCCUAGGUACAAAGAUACACGUACCCAAGGUAAGAAGAUUCCUCAUAAAGUAUUGCGUUACUUUCUGUUGACACCGAGACUGAGGAGAUUGUACAUGUCAGGCCAAAGAGCUAAGGACAUGAGAUGGUAUAUAGACAAACGUGUGGAUGAUGGGAUAAUGAGGCAUCCGGCUGAUAGUGAGGAGUGGAAGGAAUUUGAUUUGCAACAUCCUGAUUUUGCCCUCGAACCUCGCAAUGUAAGGUUAGGGUUGGCUACAGAUGGAUUUAAUCCUUUUGGGAAUAUGAACAAUAAUUAUAGUAUGUGGCCUGUCAUACUUAUCCCCUAUAAUCUACCGCCUUGGUUGGUUAUGAAGGAGCCAUAUUUUAUGUUGUCCUUGCUUAUUCCCGGUCCCCAUCAACCGGGGAAUGAUAUUGAUAUUUACUUGAAACCAUUGGUUGAUGAGUUGAAGGAGUUGUGGGAAGAAGGUGUAGAAACUUAUGAUGCUUAUAAUAAAGAGCAUUUUCAGAUGCGUGCAACUUUGUUGUAG